Molecule: messenger RNA, 2208 nt
Organism: Somion occarium
Lineage: Eukaryota; Fungi; Basidiomycota; Agaricomycetes; Polyporales; Cerrenaceae
Source: the annotation of a GenBank genome assembly
CCUCAAUGUCAAAAUACAGACAGAAGCCGCCGAGGUAGGAAGAGAAUCAGGAGAGGAUUCCAUUCGGUGGUCCUUCGAGUCUCAGUCAUGUGCAGCCUAUUGUGUUCUGUAUGCACAGAACCCUGCAGUCAAGAAUGAGCGUCCUCCAUAUACCCCACUUGACAUAAUACCCCACCUUGCUACCCAUGAGGACCUUCUCGUCAUUACUAUUGGCCGUCGUGCUCGCGACGCUACCCCCAGCCCAUGCGCUAUGGCCUCAGCCACGUAACCUACGAACCGGUUCGGACAAGUUAAAGCUUUCCGAUGACUUUAAGAUCCACUUGGAAGCCCAUGUCCCUCAGGACAUGCUCGAUGCGAUCUCACGUACAGAAGAUUUUCUCAAGAAGGAUCACCUCCAACGUCUUAUCGUUGGCCGAGGAUCCUCCGACACGAAUGCUCUGACAAAUGCCAAGUCACUCUCCGAAUUGGAUCUAUACCUCGAAUCCGGCGCAGAUGCGAACUCCAUUACCACUGAGGCUCAGAAACCUAUCGAGUCUCGAGAUGAGGCGUACACCUUGAACGUCCCUAAUGACGGCUCUCCAGCGAAUAUCACCGCUAGUUCCACUCUUGGUCUCCUUCGAGGAUUGACUACGUUCACCCAGCUAUGGUAUGAGGUUGACGGAACGAUUUAUGCUGCGGAUGUGCCCAUUUACACUCACGAUUCCCCGGCCUAUCCUUACCGUGGUUUCAUGCUCGAUACCGCGAGAAACUUCUUUCCUGUCAGUGACAUCAAGCGCACGCUGGACGCUAUGAGCUUGGUCAAGAUGAAUCAAUUCCAUUGGCAUGUCGUGGACAGUCAGAGCUUCCCAUUGCAAAUUCCAGAGUUCAUGGAUCUUUCGAUAAAGGGCGCAUACUCUUCCUCGUCGGUUUAUACUCCCGAUGACGUCAAGGACAUCGUUGCCUACGCUGGUGCACGUGGCAUUGAUGUAUUGGUUGAGAUUGACACCCCUGGACAUACCUCGGUUAUCUCGAAAGCAUAUCCUGGGCACAUUGCCUGUCCAGAGGCAACUCCGUGGGACAUUUUUGCUAACGAACCUCCUGCUGGUCAACUUCGUUUGGCCUCCAACGAAACCACCAAUUUCGCUGCGAAUCUCCUUGCGGCUGUUGCCAGGAUGUUCCCAUCGACGAUCUUCAGCACGGGCGGUGACGAACUGAACGCGAAUUGUUAUGAUCAAGAUCCUGACACCCAGAAAAGCUUGAACGAGACCGGUCGAACGCUUGAGCAGGCCCUGGAUGUGUUCAUAAAAACAACCCAUAAAGCUAUUGAGGAUCUCGGAAAGACUCCUGUUGUCUGGGAAGAGAUGGUCCUGAAGCACAACGUCACCCUAAACCCCAACACUACCGUACUUGUUUGGGAGAAGUCUGAGAAUGCGAAAACUGUUGCGCAGAAAGGUUACAAGCUGAUCCACGCUGCUUCAGACUUCUUCUACCUUGAUUGUGGUGCUGGAAGCUGGCUUGGAGCUAGCCCUGAUUCUCCUAACUGGUGCGACCCGUUCAAGACAUGGCAACACUCAUAUACCUUCAACCCGACGGCAAACCUGACAGAUGAUGAAGCCAAACUUGUCCUCGGUGGCCAACACCUUCUGUGGACUGAACAAUCUGGACCUUCAAACCUCGACUCUAUCGUGUGGCCUCGAGCAGCUUCUUCUGCUGAGCUCUUCUGGUCUGGCCCUGGUGGAAACGUCUCUCACGCUCUUGAGCGUUUGCACGAUUUAUCAUUCAGGUUACAACAACGUGGUGUGAAAAGUAUUCCCUUACAACCGCUUUGGUGUGCUCUGAGACCGGGCGUAUGCGAUGCGGUGCCGCACACGUCGUAAGCCUAGUUGGCUAUCUUUUAGGUUGUCGGAUUGCUGACUCGGAUGUGGAUGUUCGGUAUCUAAUGGGAUUUUUGGUCUUGAUAUUUAUUGUGCAAAUGAACGAAUGAAAUUAUUGUAGUGUGGAUGGUGUGGUCCAGAGUACCUCCUUUGCAUACCACGAUGAUCAAGUAUUGGAUGCUGGUAUCCCUCGUCAUGAUGAACUAUGAACUUCGUUAGAACAUGAGUCUUACUUACGUAAGACUGCUUGCUUUCUAUAUUACUGAACGCGAACAUCUAUUUGUAUACUACAUCGCAUCAUCGCGAUAUACUUACCAUCGCGUUCGGACAAGCUCUUGCACUUUCAGUUCUACGU